Messenger RNA from Penicillium pulvis, 1728 nucleotides. RefSeq lists its product as uncharacterized. The transcript has 4 exons. The coding region runs from base 1 to 1728 and encodes 575 amino acids. The record is from RefSeq and is a predicted model, not a curated record. NCBI's taxonomy places the organism in Eukaryota, Fungi, Ascomycota, Eurotiomycetes, Eurotiales, Aspergillaceae.
AUGGUCGCAACAUCUACACGCAGUCGCCACAAAUGCCGCCUCAGAUCCACACGUAAUGACAUCGCAGUCUAUGAUGAUGCCUCCCCAGACGAGUACUGCACAGAUGUCGCCUCAUCAACCAUCACAUACUCCAAAUACAGCUUUAUCCAGCAGCCCGGUUAUGAAGAUGGAUUCGGCUCCACAGCCAGCAACUACGCAACGAUCGAUGCUCAACCCUUCACCAGCCAGCGCAGGUAUGCCAGCAGGAACCCAUCAGACACCCCCCUCGGGACAAGCUCGAGCGCAGCACCAGGUCCCAUUCCCGCCACCACCCCACUUGUUGUACGACAGGACAGCAAUGGAGUCCAGUGGAUAGCCUUCGAGUAUAGUCGAGACCGAGUCAAGAUGGAAUACACGAUCCGCUGUGACGUGGAAUCCGUGAUCGUGGACGACCUCAGCCAAGACUUCAAGACGGAGAACUGCGUAUACCCCCGCGCAUGCUGCAGCAAAGACCAAUACCGUGGAAACCGACUGGUUUAUGAGACUGAAUGCAAUGCCGUUGGAUGGGCAUUGGCCGAGCUAAAUCCCGCAUUGAGAGGAAAGCGAGGCCUUAUCCAGCGGGCCGUGGAUAGUUGGCGGAAUAGCAACCAGGAUCCUCGGUUGCGCAGCAGACGAGUGCGUCGGCAACAUAAGAUGAAUCGUCGGCAGUCAGUGCAGCCUGCUACUCCCCAUAUGACUCCUGCUGCGCCAGUUGGCCAUGGAAUGUCGGGUGCCACCCCCGGCCAGCGCGCUAGUAUUGCACCUUUGAUGGGCCCUCCCAUGACACAUCAUCAUGCUCAACCAGAUGGCAGCCCUAAGAUGGAGGAAGUCAGCGGCACCACAGAGUACAUCGGAUCCCAGCGUUCUAUUGAUACAGGUCGUCUGCCCGCACCACUGGGUGCUACCGAUAUUCGACCCGCUCAGGUCUUUCAUGAUGCUCACACCAUCCCAUCAACCAACAACGCCAGCCCCUCCAUGGCACCCCUCCUCCGCGACAGUGGUCUUGGCUCUCUAGGCCGUCACUCAGCCAUAGCGACCUCCAGCCGCAUGGCUGCAGCUCCGGACCUCGAAGAACAAAGUCCCACCAAUGAGGAACUCUUCGGUCAACUACCAGACGGCAAGCGCCGCACCUUCAUCCUAGUCGAAGACCCGCAGCGCGGUUCACGCGUGCGCGUCAAAGUCGGCCUAGAUAAAGUCAAGAUGGAUGAAAUUCCAGAUUCGUACCGCAAGAAUAACGCCGUUUACCCGCGCACCUACUUCCCAACUCAAAUGAAAGACGCGCCUCUACUCGUCGAUCCAAGCAAACGUUUCUUCGCUGAAGACAUCGAGCACACGGGUGACCCCGAAGACUCGACUGUCGGCCGCACGACCGUUCCCGCACCCUCCCUGGAUGGUGAGCGAGGCAUUGACGUACCCAAAUUGUCUCGCCGGCGUCACCGGAAAGAGGUCAUGCUGAAUGACCUAGCCUACCGGUUGAGUUGGAGCCAGAGCCGCGUUUUUGCGGGGCGAAUGCUAUUUUUGCAGCGAUCGCUGGAUGCCUACCGUAAUAAAAUGCGCACUAGUAUGCUUGCUGCUGGCCAAGAAGCUUCGGAGAUUCCUAAGCAUUUCGAUACUCGACGCGGAAAACGUCGAUUUUUGGAACGCGCUCGUCAGACAGAAAGUGACGCACCGUCCGCUGCACAGCGAAGCGCAGAGGAAGUGGAGGGUUAG